ACUGUUUACAGAUAACACUUACAACUGUUUUGUCUGAUUUGUUGAACUGUCGAAAAGUAAAAGACAACCUCUUUUCAAAUUAAAAACUGUCAGACUUCUGUAAACAGCAGCAAUGAGGUUCAUCUGUGCAGUGUUCCUGCAGACACAGAGCAUUCUGCAGUUCCCAUUUUCUCAGCAACCGUAAGGAGUCAGUGACCUGUAAGUGCUCAUUAUGAAGAGAGAUCUGGUUUUCUUGGUGACUGUAAUUAGCCUUGCCUUCCUGUCACUGCUAAGGUCUGGAUAUCCUCAACAUAUCGCAGAGGAGUCCUGCUCUGUUCAGAUUCUUGUUCCGGGCCUCAAAGGGGAGGCUGGAGAAAAGGGGGAGAAAGGUGCUCCAGGUCGUCCAGGCAGAGUUGGGCCUCCAGGAGAAAAAGGUGAAAUAGGGGACAAAGGACAGAAAGGCAGCAUGGGACGGCAUGGAAAAAUUGGUCCUAUUGGCUCAAAAGGUGAAAAAGGAGAUAAUGGUGACAUAGGACCACCAGGUCCUAAUGGUGACCCAGGCAUCCCCUGUGAGUGCAGCCAGCUAAGGAAGGCUAUUGGUGAGAUGGACAUCCAAGUGGCCCAGUUGACAACGGAGCUAAAAUUCAUAAAAAAUGCUGUUGCUGGUGUGCGUGAGACGGAUAAUAAGAUAUAUCUGCUGGUGAAGGAAGAGAAAAGAUACAAGGAAGCCCAGCUCUACUGCCAUGGAAGAGGAGGGACGCUGAGCAUGCCCAAGGAUGAGAUGGCCAACAAUCUGAUUGCCUCGUACAUCAACCAAGCUGGGCUCACCAGAGUUUUCAUUGGGAUUAAUGACCUAGAGAAAGAGGGAAAUUUUGUCUAUUCUGACCGGUCGCCCAUGCAGACCUUCAACAAAUGGCGCAGUGGGGAGCCCAACAACGCUUACGAUGAGGAGGACUGUGUGGAGAUGGUGGCAUCUGGCGGUUGGAAUGAUGUUGCAUGCCAUAUUACCAUGUAUUUUGUGUGUGAAUUUGACAAAGAAAACGUCUAAGCUUGUCUAAGAAAAAAAAUUAAGCCAAUUGUACAAGUUCCACCAUGUUUAUAGCAUACAAGUGAUAUUUUGCAAGUAUAUGGCAUUGGGAUGUGUUGUACAGCUGUAAAUACGAUUUAGGUAUUUCAAAUAUCAAUAUAUACCCUUCAGAAGGGAAGAGCAGUGGUAAGACAAGGCUUGUUGUUUUUUUUUUUUGGUAGGAAAAGAUAUGUAUUUAGAUAAAAAUGUGAUUUGACCCUAAAUUCUGCCCUCACAACAGUUAACAAAUGUGAUUGCAUGACUGUAAGGGAGGGCAGAAUUUGGCGUCUAGUUGUUAGAAUGAUUAUUUCUGAAGAAGUAAAUUCCCAAUAUUCUUUUAUCUUAGCAAAAUUUGUAGUUAUAAAUGUUAAUUGCUUGUAGUGCUACAGGGAAUUUUCAGAAGCAAGGCAAAUAUUUUGUAUGCACCAGUUAAUAAGUACAAAUAAUACUGUAUUUUUUUUGGUAUGAAAAUAUAAAAACUUUAUUUCAAAAACAGGCAGAGCAAACUGACAAAUCAAGAGUCUUACCAAUUUUAUAGUGUUCCUUCUUAAACUGUCCACAGAUGUAUGACAAGGAGGUGCUUAAGUAAACUGAGUUUUAGUGCUGAGGAGGGACAAAGUUGUUACAAUUUAGGUACUGAAAAAGGGAUCCCAGCCAGAUGGAUGUUUUGAGGUUGCUGAAGAUAAAAGUAAGAUUUUGGUUUUCUGCAUUCUUUAGUUGUGAAUGAUUCAAUGCAUCAACUUUUUCAUGCCCCAAGUAAUUUCUUAAAGUAAAUGUGUUUCACAUUUGUACAAGAUGAUCUUAUGUUUUGUUACAAAACAAACAAAAUUGCAAACCUCCACUGCUUUUUCUCCAGUCUCAUCCUGGGACGUGUCCUCAAAGGAUGAUGUAAAUUAAUAAACCUUGUUUGAAACUGUACUGAUUUCAAAUUUUAGAAACCUGUCUUUCAAAUUUUAGAAGCCUCAAGUGGAUGUAGCAUAGGAGCAGAAUUUCAAAGCCCGUGCUGGGAAGACCCCACUUGGUUCAUAUUGCACUGGCCUCAAAUAAAAGAGCCAAAGCUCCUACUUGUGUUCCAGAUUUCACAGACACCUAAUUGUUCUUUUUCCAGUUUGAUUAUCUAGUUUGGGAGCAAUACAGGAAUUAGAACAAAGAAAAAGCCAAGGACAGAGCCCAAGAAGGAGCAGAGUCAUCCCGGGUCCCCACCGUCCCCAUGAACAGGCAGUGUCAGGCUCCCAACAGCCAGAUGGGAAUGGUGUGGAAGGAGACUAAUGGGAGCAGUGUCCUGAGAGAUAUAAACCACCUUGAUCAGAGGGGAAAUGUAUUCAUAAACUUCAUAAACAGUCAACGAAUCUCAUGAAAAUGGUUUACCUAGUGGUUCCUCCUGGUUGUAAACCAGCUUAUGUUUACUCAGAUUGUAAAGAUGACUCCCUGAAAAGCAACCAACAUUUCAAAAAAUUUCCUCAUUAUGUAUAUAGCAGUAACAAGUGAUUUUGCACAAAUGUGAUGGAAAAUGUGUAUUUAAAAGAGAUAACAUAAUUUCACAAAGGAAACGAUGAAUUUCUUUAGAUCUUCCUAGGAGCCAGUUACAUGGCAUCUUGCUGUUAGGCAUAGAAAGGUGGCUGCAAGAUCCCCGACUGUGUUUUUUCAGGAAUACCUUGCACAGUGUUUUCAGACUGUUUUUAAGAAGAAAUGAUCUUUUGUGCAACACAGUAAUCAAAAUAUGUAUCUGAUCAUUAUGGGAGAUUGGUUUACUAGGUAUCCACAGUGGAUAUGGCAUGAGGUCUCAGAGAUUUCCCUACAGUAAGGCAAGACCAACUCAUAUCAACUCUACAGUGCUAUGGUAUAUCAGCAAUCAAUGACCAUACAAUUCUGUUAAAGUCUGACAAUAUUUGAUAUGAUGCUAUCAUUGUAUAUCUAAGAAAAGAAACUAUUCUGUUUACUAUAUUUACUCUGUGAAUUUGAAUCCAUUAUAUAUAUAUAUAUAUAUAUGUUUGCUUUUAAUUUUGAAGAUCAGUUGCGAAUUCCUAUAGUAUUUGAGUAUCAGCCUAUCUCCUGAGCAAUCACUCUAAGAAAUUAAUGGUCCUUUGAAUGCUUUAAUAGCUUUCUAAUAAAGGUAGGUAUGAUUCCUAUAUGUUAGGCAUUCUUCCAGCUCUGCAUUGAAAUCGAUUGAAUAAUAUGAAUAUGGUUCUACACUAAUAUUCAAAGACUCUCUAUAGAAUUUGCAGGGAGCUAAUAAUUCCCGUGGAGCAAUUUAUUUGUGUAGAAUAGUGCCUUUUGAAUAUCAUGAUUGUUUCCUGCCUGGUAUAGAAAUCCUCAGAAACCAUUUAACUCUCCACCACACUUUUGUUGAAUCAUUGUAUCUGUAUUAAAAAAGUCCGAACUCGAGUUACAGGUAUCUGGAGCUCCCUCAUUAUGUACGUACUGAAGUUGCUGUUUAUUUUUCAUCCACGUUUUGAAAGUCUCUGUUGUAAUGUUUGAUUGCCUCAGAAAAAGGAAAAGACGCCUUUUGAGGAGGUGAAAAGCUUUUUCAGAUGCCAAAUGAUCGUAUUUUAGUUGGAAGUCAUACCACGUUAUAAAGAUUGCCUUGAUGUGUAGAGUAUUUAAGCAGUCUCAAUUUCUAUUAAAAUUUAAGUUUAAAAAUAAA
Colius striatus (speckled mousebird) is the source of this 3689-nucleotide messenger RNA. It is a transcript of the gene COLEC11, whose product is annotated as collectin subfamily member 11. The record is from RefSeq and is a predicted model, not a curated record. The transcript is spliced from 7 exons. Bases 212 to 1027 code for a protein of 271 amino acids. NCBI's taxonomy places the organism in Eukaryota, Metazoa, Chordata, Aves, Coliiformes, Coliidae.